Cryptomeria japonica (Japanese cedar) is the source of this 2393-nucleotide messenger RNA. RefSeq names its product L-type lectin-domain containing receptor kinase SIT2. Gene Ontology annotation, cellular component: plasma membrane. Gene Ontology annotation, molecular function: protein kinase activity; carbohydrate binding; ATP binding. Gene Ontology annotation, biological process: protein phosphorylation. The record is from RefSeq and is a predicted model, not a curated record. The coding region runs from base 320 to 2269 and encodes 649 amino acids. The transcript has a single exon. Lineage: Eukaryota; Viridiplantae; Streptophyta; Pinopsida; Cupressales; Cupressaceae.
ACAUUUCCUUUUGCCUCCUCGUUGCAUGUGCUCCGUGAUAAUUUAAUUUACAAUAUGAACUGGGAUGACUGGUAAGUAAAAGAAAUAUAAAAUUUCAUUUUAUUCUUAAAUUCAAAUGGAAUUCCAUAAACCAUCUCACUGGUAAACGGAACUGUCCAGAUGGAGUCGAAACACCGUAGAAUGAAUCAUCUCCCUCUAUUUUCUUGUUUACUGGUACAUUGAAGAUUUACAGGAUCCAAGCUUCAUUGUCCAGUGAAUAUUGUCCGUCUUGAAGUGUUUCAAUACCUAUUUUUCCUUUCGUUCAUAUAAACUGAAAGCCAUGUCUGUCCGUAUCCUAGUUAUCCUUGUGCUGCAUGCAUGCCUUCCAGCACAAGCUCACACAAGUUUCCGCUUCAACAAAUUCAAUAUCUCCACCCUUUAUCAGGUCGAAAUUGCUUCGAUCCGUUCUGGUGCUAUCUGCCUCACUAAUCAAUCACAACACGUCUCUGGCCGUGUUUUAUAUGCUCAGCCUGUUCAGAUGAAAGAACCCAACUCCAGAAAUAUGAGUUCAUCAUUUAGCACUACCUUCGUAUUCGCUAUGGUUCCUUCUUCCUCCGAUCCUCCACGCAGCGGGGACGGUAUGGCCUUUAUAAUCACACCCUCCAAGUCUCCAGUGGAACAGUCUUCAUCUCACUUCCUCGGUUUGUUGAAUACCUCCAACAUAGGGAAGCCAUACAAUCAUCUGUUUGCCGUUGAGUUCGACACAAUCUUCAACGAGGAACACCUUGACAUCAACGAUAAUCAUGUCGGUGUGGAUCUCAACGACCUCCAUUCUGUAAAGUCUGAAACUGCGGGGUACUGGAUUGGCAGCCAGAUUCAGGAACUAGAUCUGAACAGUGGACACAAUAUUCAGGCUUGGAUCGACUACGAUCAUACCCAGCAGCGAUUGAAUGUUACAAUAGUAAAAGCUGGUUCACCCCGACCCCAAAAGCCUCUCAUAUCUCUCAAAAAUAUGAAUCUGUCCAACAUAUUCGAAGAAGAAAUGUACGUUGGUUUCUCUGCAGCAACAGGAACUGUCGUUGAAGACCACUGUGUCCUCGCCUGGAGCUUCAGCACAAACGGAUCCGCGCCUGCGCUGGAUAUGUCUAAUCUUCCUUCUCUUUUCAUGCGCAAAAGUUCCAACUCGAGACUUAUAGCCGCUAUAACUACAGCUCUGGUGCUUGUCUUGUUGCUUCUGAUUGCUGCUGCCGUUUUCUGGUGGAGGAGAAACAAGUACAGAGACGACACAGAAGAAUGGGAGAUGGAGUAUUGGCCUCACAGGUUUAACUACAAAGACUUGCAUAUUGCAACCAAAGGCUUCAGAGAUGAACAAGUUUUGGGCAGUGGAGGUUUCGGUCGGGUUUACAAAGGAGUCCUCCCUGCUAACGGCCUUGAAAUUGCUGUAAAAUCCAUCUUUAAAGAAAGCAACGAAGCCAUGAAGGAAUUCAUUGCAGAGAUUUCAAGUCUGGGGCGUUUACAGCACCGAAAUCUUGUGCGUAUCAGAGGGUACUGCAGGAAGGGAACAAAGUUUUUCAUAGUGUAUGACUACAUGCCAAAUGGGAGCCUGGACAAGAUGAUAUUUGACAAGACGAAGAGCGUGCUGGCAUGGGCUCAGAGGUACAGAAUUCUGAAGGACGUGGGUGCAGGAUUGCUGUAUCUUCACGAAGAGUGGGAGAAAAGGGUAGUGCACAGAGACAUCAAAUCUAGCAAUGUUUUGUUGGAUUCUGAACUUAAUGGUAAGCUGGGGGACUUCGGACUUGCUCGUCUGUAUGAGCAUAGAGGAGACCCAGAAAGUACUCGUGUGGUAGGUACGCUUGGGUACAUAGCACCAGAGCUUGUACACACAGGAAAGGCCACUCCUAGAGCAGAUGUGUUCAGCUAUGGUAUUUUGAUGUUGGAGGUUGCCUGCGGGAGGAGGCCUGUGGAUUCCUCUCUGGAUGCUUCUCAGAUGGUAAUGGUGGAUUGGGUGAGAGAGCUGUAUGUGAAAGGCAGGCUCACGGAUGCAGCAGAUGCCAAUCUUGGAUGUGAAUAUGUUGAAGAUGAGAUGGAGAAGGUGCUCAAGUUAGGACUGCUGUGCUGCAACCCUCAGCCCGAGGCGAGACCUACUAUGAGACAAGUACUGCAGAUAAUUGAAGGUGAAGUCUCUCUGCCCCCUGUAUAUCUGUAUGAAAUGAGUGGCGGGAGCAGUAGCUCAUAUCCAAGUACAGGAGUAUCCUAUGCAUCGACUUCCAACACUCUAGAGGGACGGUAGUGGAGAGUUCAUCAAAUUUGUCAUCAUUUAAUAAAGGAUCCUUUCUUUGAUGAAAUUUCCAAGUUUCUUUGUGAAUAUUGGUUAAACAUGAUGAAGGUUUUCUUUAAUUUUUUAAGAUAUAUGA